Colletotrichum karsti is the source of this 1206-nucleotide messenger RNA. RefSeq names its product 3-methylitaconate isomerase. NCBI's taxonomy places the organism in Eukaryota, Fungi, Ascomycota, Sordariomycetes, Glomerellales, Glomerellaceae. The record is from RefSeq and is a predicted model, not a curated record. The transcript has 4 exons. Bases 1 to 1206 code for a protein of 401 amino acids.
AUGACGCCUGUGUCCACCUUGCCCGCUCCCAGCAUUUUUGCUACCUUCAUUCGUGGGGGCACCAGCAAAGCACUAUUCUUUCAUGAGAAGGACUUGCCUCCUCCGGGGCGGACGCGAGAUAAUGUUCUUAUUCGCGUCAUGGGCUCUCCAGAUCCUAGUCAAAUCGACGGCAUGGGCGGAGGACGCGUUGUCACAUCCAAAGUCGCCAUCAUUCGGCCUUCCCAACGACCAGACGCUGAUGUCGAUUACACAUUUGCGCAAGUUGGACUUGGCGAGUCGAAAGUUUCGUAUGAUGCCAACUGCGGAAAUAUCUCUUCAGGCGUCGGACCCUUUGCAAUCAACGAGGGGCUACUGAAGAGCCAAACCUGGCGGGACGGCAAGAGAGUCGUCAGAAUUUACAACACGGGGACCGACGCCUUGCUAGUUGCCCAUGUUCAGAUAGACGAGUUUACAGGAAGAGCACAGGAGAAAGGAGACUAUGCCAUCUCCGGCUGCCAAGGCACUGGUGCGCCCAUCCUCAUGGAUUAUUCCCAGGCUGCUCUGCCUUCCAAGAUGCUUCCAACCGAUAAUAUCAUCGAUCAUUAUGACUGUACAUUUGGUCAGGUUGAAGCCACCUUCUGCGAGGUUGGAAAUCCAGUCGCGUUUGUCGCAGCAGAAUGCCUCGGAGUUCUGGGAAGCGAAACGGUCGAUUCUCUUGACAGCGACAAAGAGCUUAUUGAUCGUAUACGCGAGACUCUCGCAGCAUCCAAGGCUCCAUGUCCCAUCGAAAAACGAUCUGCAAAGGAAGUUGUGAAGAAGCUUGGUCUCAUACCGAAUGAGGAGAAGGGCUACUACGUUCAAACGUUCCAGGACCCAGACACGAACAGUCAAAAUCGAUCCCUCAGCACAGCCAUAUACUAUCUACUAGAGGGGUCCGUCGGUCCAUCCAUCUGGCACCGCGUCGAUGCUGCAGAGGCGUGGCACUACUACGCAGGGGCCCCUCUCACACUCUCGCUGUCCUAUAAUGACGGUAAACCGUUGAAGAAUGUCUCGCUCGGCCCGGAUAUCUUUGCUGGGCAACAGCCGCAAUACGUCAUACCGAAGUCUCAGUGGCAGAGGGCAACUAGCCACGGUCGUUGGACUCUUGUCGGCACGACCGUUGCUCCUGGUUUUGUUCCAUCUGGGGUAGAACUCGCAGAUCCGAAUUGGAUGCCAAAUGGGGCAUAA